UAAAAUGUUUCAUGUUUAUAUCUAAAAAGACUACCGCUGGUCAUUUAUUUGUAAUUUAAUUUAUAUUUUUAAAAACAUUUUAUCCAAAAAAAAACACAAACAUAACUUUAACGUAUUAAUUUAUUGUUUAUUAUAUAAAAAAGUAUUUAUUUAAUUUUUAAGAUAAAUUAUGGCUUCAAUGAGUUCUAUGUCAAAUGUUGAAAAUCUAUCACCACAAAUAAUUCGACGAGUUGUUAAAGAAAUGCAAGAUUUGGCAAGUCAACCACCAGAAGGUAUUAAAGUCAAUUUAAAUGAUGAAGAUGUAACUGAUAUACAAGCGUUUAUUGAUGGACCCUCGGGUACACCGUACGCUGGUGGAAUAUUUAAAGUAAAAUUAGUACUUGGUAAAGAUUUCCCACAAGGUCCACCGAAAGCAUUCUUUCUAACAAAAAUAUUUCAUCCGAAUGUAUCAAAUAAUGGUGAAAUUUGUGUGAAUACAUUGAAAAAAGAUUGGAAACCAGAUCUGGGAAUUAAACAUAUUUUAUUGACAAUAAAAUGCCUUCUAAUAGUGCCAAAUGCUGAAUCCGCAUUGAAUGGAGAAGCUGGAAAGUUACUGCUUGAACAUUAUGAUGAUUAUUCUCAAAGAGCUAAAAUGAUGACAGAAAUUCAUGCCCAGGGUUCAAAAUGUACAAGAAACGAAAUCGAAGGAAAUGAUGGACCCUCAGCCAAAAAACAUGCUAGUGAUAAAAAAAUAUCUGCCGAAAAGAAAAAAUUAUUAAAAGAUAAAAAAAGAACGUUGAAAAGAUUAUGAAAGUUCUAACAUUUAUUUUUAAAAAAAUUAUUAUUUUUUUGUUCUUUUUAUUUUUUUUUCCAAUAAUAAUUUAUUUUUGAAUGGGCUAUAAUGCAUUUUUUUCAACAUAGCAUAAUUAUUUAAGGUCUGAGUUCGUUUUGUUCGCUUUAAUCACAUACAAGUUUAUAAAUUAACGCUGAAAGUGCCGACAAAAUGUGCUAAUACUCGAGCUUAAACAUUUACACAUCACAUAUGAGUAAAGUAAGCCAAUUCGAACGUAAAUAAAUUGCGUAGCGUAAGCGUCUGUAUGCACUUACAGCGUGCAAGCGUCCAAAACGAACACAAACAAAAAUGCAUCCAUCAUAUUUAAUUUAAAACGAACGAAUGUUAAUUAAAUUAGGAAUAUUUAUUUUGAAAAAUUUCAUUUAGUCAUUUAGCCCGUUAAUAUUGUACAAAUUUCUAUUUACUGUGUAACUGUUUCUCUCUCUUGUCUUGUGAAAUUUUGUAAAAAAGAUCAAAUAAAUUUUGCGUGUAGUAAU
Molecule: messenger RNA, 1308 nt
Organism: Chrysoperla carnea
Lineage: Eukaryota; Metazoa; Arthropoda; Insecta; Neuroptera; Chrysopidae
Product: ubiquitin-conjugating enzyme E2 S
Exons: 4
Coding region: 170-790 (206 amino acids)
Source: RefSeq, a predicted model, not a curated record